Molecule: messenger RNA, 459 nt
Organism: Dichomitus squalens LYAD-421 SS1
Lineage: Eukaryota; Fungi; Basidiomycota; Agaricomycetes; Polyporales; Polyporaceae
Exons: 1
Coding region: 1-459 (152 amino acids)
Source: RefSeq, a predicted model, not a curated record
AUGCCUCGCCGAAAGAAAGCCCAGUUGGCCGCUGCCGCACGCGCUCAAGCAGGCCUCGCGAGGGCUCACCAGGCCGCCCAGAUGGAAGCUCAAGCCCAAGAACCCUCUGUGGAGCCAUUACCUGAAGACACGAUAGCUUCCGAACCUUCCCAUGACCCCUUCGAGGACGCCGAUUUUCCCGAGUCCCCUCGCGAUCUGCCCAUAGUGGAUUCCCCCGCGGCGGUAGAGUUCCCUGAAGAUGCUGGACGAGGGGAUCAGUCCGGGGAAGAGUCUGUUGAGGAGCUCGAAGGUGAUGAGCUCCUCAAGAAUCUGGAGAACGAAGCACAGUCAGCAUAUGUCAGGCUCUCGAGGCUGAAGAGCAGCCAGCAAUGGACACAGGCAGAGAACAAGAUUAGCCGGUAUAGCCCCCCGUACUCUCCGCGACAACCGUCAGAAGGCGCAUACAAAGGAGAUGACUGA